Caenorhabditis sp. 36 PRJEB53466 is the source of this 2746-nucleotide messenger RNA. The record is from the annotation of a GenBank genome assembly. Lineage: Eukaryota; Metazoa; Nematoda; Chromadorea; Rhabditida; Rhabditidae.
AUGCUUCCAGAGCGGGCGAAUCCAAAUCAAGUUUUGGCCGAAACUUGCCGUUUGCAGACUCGAAACGACAUCCGCGACUUGUCCUCCGACUUUUCCGACGAACGUCAGGAGAUGGAUCAGACGAUCACGGAAGUGAGCAAAGAGCUCAAGUUGAAGUGAGUUUCGAAUAGGAAAACCUCUUUUUCUCGCUUUUUUCCCGCCAGAUUCCGAUUGUAACACGAUACAAUUCGCCCGUAUUCUCUUUCUUCUCCUCAACUAAUUCAUUCAUUUGCAUUCAAUUUUCAACGUUUCAACGACACUCCCUUCAUCUCAUUCACUUUCUAUUUCAGAUUGCUAAUAGUCGACAACUUCAUUCCGCGUGACGUGAGCGAACGAAUCAAAGACCGUGCCGAGUGGAACGACGACGAAUCCACGUGGAAUGUGAAGUCGUUCCAGUCCACUUCCACGUCUUCUACUCCGGUUAAUGGUCAGUUUCAGUAAGAUAUUACUUAAGAUAGUUAGUUAGCAAAAGUAAUGUUGUAUGUUUCAAAUGUAUCGGAUAGUUGAAACCGGCAUCCGUCUGUUCAAUUGCAUACAUUAUUUGUUUGAAACAGGAAAUUGUUUGUUCCCUCGUUCACCACAUUUCAUCUAAACUGUUCCGUUUUCAACCAAUUCCAGAUGACAGUGUCCAAAUUUGCGUCAUCCGUGCACUUCUGUUCCAUCAUACUCUCAAAUUAUUCUACCAAUCCACCCGAACCAGUUUCUCCUUAUUCAUCUCUUUCUUAUUUUCAGCAUCUGCGGAAGUGAACGAAGACGGCGUGCUGACGCGUUCUCUCGGAGCCGACAGCGGAGUUUCCGUGAGCGGCGGCAACGGCUCUUCGACGGCGUCGUCGCAGUUUUUGGAUAAAAGACUGGUGAGCGGAGGGGAGGGCGCAGAGAAAAGAGACAUUCGGCCGGCACACAAACUGCCUCUGAUUAUGGACGCGAAAAGAAAAGAGCACGAGGCACGCGAUUCGCGUGUUGUUUUCUAUUCCCUUUCGCGCUUUACAAGCCCAUUGAAUCUUGAAGACGACAUUCCAUUUCAUGACUGAAACUGAAAAAGCAAACAUUUGUGGCUCAAACACCAAACUGAUAUUUGUUCAGGUGGCUACUCCCGGCUGCCGGAGGCCCAUGUCGAUGUGCGAGCGAUUGCUCGUCGACAAGGCGAGAGAGCAGCUCGCCGCGGAAAGGAGACCGCCCAUUUCUGGUGAGCACUUUUUCGCUUUUUUUUUUUUGAAUAAUUUCUGGUGAAUUUCUGGACACAGGUGAAAUGCGGUUUAGCAAUUAUACAAUUGCGCCAAUUCUAGACAAAUCCUGAACUUUGGGAAUUUGGGAAUUUUUGUUUAGAUUUGCCGAGAAUUUGUCUAGAAUUAGCGCAACUGUAUAAUUGCUAAACUUCUUCAGCAGUGAAGGAAUAUUGACUGUCGUGAUGGUUGGAGGGAAUGAGAGUUUUGUGAAACUGUAAUGUUUUACGAUACAUGUUGCCCUAAUAGUAAAUUUAGAAAGUUUGACUAAUGAUAAUGGCACGAGGAAACCGAAAAGUAAAACUUUUUCCGAAUCUCUCUUUAGGAAAGGUGACUCAUAGGGCCGUUCCGCAUGGGUCAUGUGUUCCACAGAUCAAAUGAUCUGAACCCCUAAAAAUGAAUUCCGUUUCAAAGUCCUUUCAAGUUUUCGCCAAAACCAAAUGUGCCGAAUCAGUUACGUUUGCACCAAUUUCGCCGCGAUUGCCCUCAAAACGCUCUCAUCACUUUGCUCUCACCGGAAACCCGUCCGUCUGUCUGUUUAGCUACGUGUCUCUUCCCGUCAGUUGUCAUUUGCAUCUUUCGUCGCCGCCGCCGCCGCCGCGUUUUUUUUUCCAUUCUCACUGGAGGUUUGAAUGAAACACGUAUACUUGUUGUGACAAACUCGAAAUGGAAAAUCACUUCUUUGAAAUUCGCUUUUUUUAUUGCAGGAAGCGGCGCGCACGUGGAAGUGCUCAUUCCGGACGAAACGAUUCGGUUCUGCGGCGAGAACGUCGUGGUUUUCAGUGCUUUGGAGCGAUUCGUUCCAGAUGUGACGGACGCCGAUCCGGCAUUCAUGAGCUCGACGAUCGUGAGUUUUUAGAGCGGGAAAUAAAGAAGAGAAAAAGAAAGAGAGGGGGGAGAUCAAAGACGGAUUAGAUGAUGAGCAGUUUUUGACCGAUUUUAUACGCACACCUCUUUUCUAUAAGCCUCAUUUAUUUAUUUCCCUCUUCUUCUUCUUUUCAUGUAUUCUGUUUUGCAUAGUCCCUCAAAACUUGUUUCAUAAUAAUAGGCACCAAAUUUUGAGGACUACUGUACUUGUGAAAGUAAUGUGCUAUUAUUUUGGUGUCUGAACAAAUGGGAAACGUGAAACGGUGAUAGUUUCAUGUUGUUUCGAAGCCGGAAUCUAAUUAAGAAAAACAAUUUAUUACAUUGGUAUUUCGAUGUUUCACAAAUCGCAUAACUUUUGAGCAAUUCCUCGAAACUACAAUAUAGACAUACCUUGUAAGUAUUUCAGUCAGAACGUCGUCCCUCAAUCGAGAAUCUGACGAUCGACGCGUCGAAAGUGCUGGUGCCGAUCUCGACGCCUCCCGCGCACAAGUCAGUUUCCGCCCCUUCCCCAUCCCAUUUUCCAUCUUUUUCACCGUUUCAGGAGCUCAAAAAACGGUGCAGCCCGCAACGACACUUUGAAAAUGCCGCCGAACGGAAGGAACGCGCAAAACUAUUAA